CACACUACAGAGACGGAAGUAGACUGUUAGCUGGACUGGAACGUCACACAGGACAGAACAUGUUGAGUGUGAGUGUACUGUUUUCGCUGCUGGCUUUCCAUGGCUGUGCAAGUUUUCCAUACAGAGUUGAAGAUCAGCACAGAACAGUUCGGAAUUAUGAUUACACAAAAUACCAUAACAUGUCUGAGAUCACCGCCUGGAUGGAUCAAGUUGUAAAGGAGAACCCUGGAGUUGUGACCUCUGAAGCGUAUGGAAAGACAUUUGAGGGCAGAGAUAUCACUUUUCUGAAGAUUUCAGUGGCAAACCCUGAUGGCAGGCAGAAGAAGGCUGUUUGGAUGGACUGUGGGAUUCACGCCAGGGAAUGGAUCGCUCCUGCUUUUUGCCAGUGGUUUGUCAAAGAGAUGUUACAGACAUACAGAACAGAUGAAAAAAUGAAACAAAUGGUUCAGAACUUGGAUUUCUAUGUGACCCCAGUGCUGAACAUUGAUGGAUACAUAUACACUUGGAUCAAUGAGAGUACUAGACUGUGGAGGAAAUCCAGAUCCCCUCCUCCUGCUGACUGUACUUGCCAUGGUGUCGAUCUCAACCGCAAUUUCUAUGCUAACUGGGGAACGGUUGGCGUCUCUACUGACUGCUGCUCCAACACUUACUGUGGCCCAUCACCAGUGUCUGAGAAAGAGGCCCAGGCUGUGACUGAGUUUGUUGGGAACAGGACAGCUGAAAUCAUCUGCUUCCUGACAAUCCAUUCGUAUGGACAACAGGUUCUGCUUCCAUAUGGGCACCCACAUGUCGCAGCACCCAAUCAUGGUGAACUGAUGGAAGUAGGUCUGGCUGCAGCAAAAGCAAUGACAGCCGUUCAUGGGAUGGAAUAUGAAGCAGGAACUCCUCCAGAGAUACUCUAUGAAUUCUCAGGAUCCUCUCAGGACUGGGCACGGCUAAUUGGAAUCCCCUUCUCCUACACGUUUGAGCUGCGGGACAAAAGCGAAUUUGGCUUCUUGCUUCCAGAAGAGCAGAUCCAGCCAGCCUGUGAGGAGGCUUAUGCAGGAGCUCGGCACAUCAUCACCCAUGUGCACGAUAAAACCUUCACUGAUGGCACAGAUUCAGGAGCUGUGUCAGUAAGUGUGACCAUCUGGGUCUCCAUACUGACCUCCUGCCUCACCACCAGUGUCUUAGUGUAGACAGAAUAUCAUAAGAUCCAUAUUAUUACUGAAUGUCUGGUUGCAUUCCCAAAACAGUCAAUAGGCCAAAGUUUUUAGAAUUUUUUGAAUAGCUGUCAUCACACAUGCAAAAGCGAAGGAGACAGAAAAUGUGGGAGAGGAGAGUUUGUGUAAGCUCAUUUUUUGUUCAAGUCUUCUGUUAACAUCCUUGAAUCCUAAAACUACUGCCAUUGUUUGCUUAUGGAGAUUGCAUGGCAAUCUGUUUGAUUUUAUAAACCUGUUAGCAGUGAGUGUGGUUGAAACACCUGAAGUCAAUAAUUAGGUGGGGUGUCCAUUUUAAAAGACUGUCAUGGAAACGUAAAUACUAUGACUUUACAGCAGGGGGCAGGAUUGUCUUGUACUUGUGUAAACUGUAAACUUGAAAGCACUGUGUGAAAGGAUUGUCUUGUACUUGUCUGUAGUCUAAAAGCUCUAGAUUAAAUUACUUGCACUGGAUUUUAGAUUAGUCUCUCUUUUAUUAAUAAAGGGCAAUAAAAACAU
This is a messenger RNA of Colossoma macropomum (tambaqui), 1697 nucleotides long. RefSeq names its product carboxypeptidase O-like. Gene Ontology annotation, biological process: proteolysis. The coding region runs from base 60 to 1178 and encodes 372 amino acids. Lineage: Eukaryota; Metazoa; Chordata; Actinopteri; Characiformes; Serrasalmidae. The transcript has 10 exons. The record is from RefSeq and is a predicted model, not a curated record. Gene Ontology annotation, molecular function: metallocarboxypeptidase activity; zinc ion binding.